AAUGACAGUCUGCAUAACUCGAGCCAUAGCUCGAACUUCUCGAAUCUUCGAUAGACUGCUGAACGAUGCGAACAACGUAUCCGUUCAUACUCGUUCAGGCAGUCGCUUUGUUUUUUACCGAGACAAAGUCUGACCCGGUUUUCUCGGUAAAUAUUAUCAAAAGACUGGUCCAGGAUCUUCAAACUUCGCCGUCUGGAUACAGCUUCAGUCACCAUAGCGACAGUCAUCAUCCUGGGGGAUACAAGGCGAAUGUCAAACAUGGCACGACGAAGAUGUCUCGGCGAAUCGGGAUAAGGAGUGCGACAAAUAUGAAGAGCGCCGGGCCCAGUUCUCUCGGGGGUUCCGUGAACCACGAUAUGACUCGAAGUUAUCAGCUCGCUGGAAGUUAUGGGUUUGUGAUAUCCCACGGAUUUAAUGUCGGGGAAAAUGACGACGCGACCCCAGUCAGCGAUGCACAUUACGGAGCGAGUAAUGCUGAUCCUGUUAGUAUUGCGGUUUUGCAGCUGAACAAGGAGGACUCUAAUGAACCGAAUGUCAACCCUAACGUAAAGGCUCAGAGAAUCGGGGUCGACUCCGAAGAAGAAACAUACGGAUCGUACUCGGAUUAUGACAAGCUUUUCGAUCAUGACAAAAACUCACCAUCCGUCAAUCCGCAGCAAUAUUACGGAUCGGAUCUCCAGGAUGAACGAAAAGAAAAAUAUGCCAUGCAGGAUGGAUACGGUGAAUCUAAUAACGGCGGGAAUGAGGGGACAAAUGUUGAAACCGAGAAAUAUAUUAGAACUGAAGAUUCCAGUGACAAGGGGCGAGGAGACCAAAUCGAUGAUGGGAAGGGUGAAAAAUAUUUUGACAUGGUGUACGGUGGGUUCAGUUACUCUAAUCCCAGUAAGAGAAUAGAAUCAUAUGAGGAAUACGGCGACAAUGAGAGUCACGAAAAAUACAGCGAGCCUUUGGAAAAAGAAUCUCAGCUGGUUACGGAUGACAAAAGUAAUUACGACAAACUGUACCCGUCCAUCGAUUGGAGCCAAUAUAAUAUAGAUCCGAAAUUCGAAUUUGCGGACGACUUCUUGGCAGAUGAUUUCUUCAAAGAAUACAAUGAAUUUUUCUACGGCAGUCGUGGCAAGUCUGGGCAUGAUCAUGAUUUUCACUUCGAACACGAAGAUCACGGCGAUCACGGCUUCGAGGAUGACAGUGGCCAUCAUUUCGAAGGUGGGCACAGCGCGCAAGAUUUUUUCGACCAUUCGGACUUCGGCGGUGAUUAUUACGAAACGGGAGCUGGUGAAAAGAACAAUAACUUUGGAGAAAAGAGUGGUAGCAAAAAGAGCAUAAAAGAAACGGGGUAUCAUAAUGUACUGCACAAAGAUGAAUUUAACAAAGAUCACACAUUCUACUCAAACGCGGACCAGGAUGGUCAUUUCGAUAAAGAGAAAGAUUACCAUGGGCAUCAUUCCCUGCACGGCAAGAAUCACGAAAAUGCCGGUUAUCAGGACUCUCGCUCGCACGAUGACCAUCACGGGAAAGGUUACGACACAGACAAGGGGCACUACGACAAUGACGAUAUUUCUCAUCACGACGAAGACGAUCACACGUCCUUUUUCGGUGAUAAAUCCGAGUAUAACGAUGCCGGGGAUGAUGAAUAUGACAUCGAACACGAAGAUAGCCAUGAGUAUUGAAAGCUGAUCGUGAACUAAAUAGCUUACCUCGAUGUGUAAAUUAGCUUUCUAAGGCCUCGUAGAUUCGAAGUUUCAGCCUUCGAGGGUAAGGCAAGCCCCUUAGUGGCUGCAGGUGAAUAAUUAGUUGAUGGUAGGUAAGCCUUGGACGAUUGGUACGUGCAUUUGACUUUCUGCAGAGAAAUUUCAGUAACGUUAUUGCCCAACUAGAAAUAACACAGGACUUAUGAUGUGUACAUUAUAUGCACCUACGAUGAAUUGAAAGAAAUAGUGCACACAGCAUGGAUACUAGCAAAUUGUCAUUAGCGCAACAACGCCAUAUUAUAUCUUGUACAAUAAAUAACCAUAUAAUAAAAUAACGUUACAGAGUCGAUACAUUUGCCAUGAAUAAAAUCAUAUCACGCUUAUAUUUCAUCGCCCACUAAUAGAUUUUUUUGACAUAGUCAUCCGA
Diprion similis is the source of this 2118-nucleotide messenger RNA. RefSeq names its product RNA polymerase-associated protein LEO1-like. The record is from RefSeq and is a predicted model, not a curated record. The transcript is spliced from 2 exons. NCBI's taxonomy places the organism in Eukaryota, Metazoa, Arthropoda, Insecta, Hymenoptera, Diprionidae. Bases 66 to 1670 code for a protein of 534 amino acids.